This is a messenger RNA of Trichosporon asahii var. asahii CBS 2479, 2127 nucleotides long. Its product is annotated as ATP-binding cassette (ABC) transporter. The record is from RefSeq and is a predicted model, not a curated record. Gene Ontology annotation, cellular component: peroxisomal membrane. NCBI's taxonomy places the organism in Eukaryota, Fungi, Basidiomycota, Tremellomycetes, Trichosporonales, Trichosporonaceae. Gene Ontology annotation, biological process: fatty acid beta-oxidation; very long-chain fatty acid catabolic process; long-chain fatty acid import into peroxisome. The coding region runs from base 1 to 2127 and encodes 708 amino acids. The transcript has 7 exons. Gene Ontology annotation, molecular function: ABC-type transporter activity; ATP hydrolysis activity; long-chain fatty acid transmembrane transporter activity.
AUGACUAGCCUACCGUCACUGUCGUUCCCGCAGGCGGAGCGGCGACGGGCUGCCAUCUUGAUCGUGGUUGCGCUAGCUCUGACGCGGUCUGCUCCGAUCCCAGCGCUGAAGGAGCUCAGUGAUGCCCUAUCCCUCAAGGAGUGGCGCGAGACGCGCAAGCAGCGCCGCGAAGAGCGCCGACGACGCGAGCGCGAAACUCCCCUGAACACACCCGCCCUCGAGAAGAAGAUGGUCGACCUGUAUAUCCCCGAUCCGUCGGGCUCCCGUACGCUGCUCGUUCCCCACCGCGGCGUCAUCUCCAAAGUCCGCGUCACUCCGACCCCCGCAUCCCUGUAUGCCGAGCACCGUAAACUCUUCCCGCCUCUGAAGGCGGGGGAAAAGCUCGGUGUCAACAAGCGUUUCUGGCAGAUGCUUACAGCUGUACUCCGCAUUGCGUUCCCAAGCAACAACAACCUAAACUAUUAUAAAUUCGGCCAAGGCUGGGGAGCGAUUGCGCCCGGUCGCAAGGAUGACACCUCAGAGACGCAAGCCGGCGGCGCUGACCAGCUGAUCACAACCGAUUUGUCCCGUUUCUGCGAGACUCUUGCAGCCCUGUACGGCAACAUGGGCAAGCCGUUCCUUGACAUGGUCAUCUUUACGUCGCAGCUCGCGGCUUCCCUCGGUCCCGUCGGCACGUGUGGUCUGUUCGCUCAGUACUACUUUACUGCCUGGGUCCUGAAGAAGGCAACCCCCGCGUUCGGACGCAUGGCCGCGACGCAAGCACGUCUGGAGGGAGAGUACCGCACUGGACUGGGCCGAAUUGGACGCGACAGUGAGGAGAUUGCGUUCUACGACGGUGGCAAGCGUGAGCUGUCCAUCCUGUGGAAGGCGUACAACAAGCUUACCGGUCAUGUGCACACAAUCUUCAAGGACUUCGUCAUCAAAUACUUUUGGUCUGCCGUUGGUUACGGCCUCAUGUCAAUCCCCGUCUUCUACCCCGUCGCCACGCAAGCGAUCCAGGGGGAGACAUCGGCUGCGGAGCUCCACAACGAGGUCGCAAGCCGCACCGAGAGCUACGUUUCCAACCGCCGCCUCCUGCUGUCGCUCGGAGACGCCGGCGGCCGUCUCAUGUACUCUGGCAAAGAGCUCGCUCAGCUUUCCGGAUACACCAGCCGCGUGUACUCUCUCCUGGCGUCGCUGCACGCUCUCGACGAAAACCGCUACCCGGAGAACCCGCGACCCGAGUCGCUGCCGCCUAACGAGAACCACGUCCUUCUCCGUGGUGUCCCGAUUGUCGCGCCCGCGGGUGGUGCUGCCGGCGCGGAGCGCGGCGGAGAGGAGCUCAUCCGCAGCCUUGACCUCCGCGUCGAGAAGGGCGAGCACACGCUCAUCACUGGUCCCAACGGUGUGGGCAAGACGGCUAUCGCUCGCGUCAUUGCCCAGCUGUGGCCGGCCUGGGUUGGCCUCCUCGAGCGCCCCACCCAGGGCGAGGGCGGUAUCUUCUUCUUGCCGCAAAAGCCCUACCUGUCAAUCGGCAGUCUGCGCGACCAGGUCAUCUACCCACACACGUAUGCCGAGAUGAAGGCACGUGGACGAACGGACAGCGAGCUCAUGGACAUUCUCAAGCACGUGCAUCUCGCCUAUCUGCCCGGACGUGAGGGUGGCUGGGACACGAGAAAGGAGUGGAAGGACGUCCUCUCGGGAGGCGAGAAGCAGCGCAUGGGUAUGGCUCGUCUCUUCUAUCACCGCCCGCAGUAUGGGGUCCUUGACGAGUGCACCUCGGCUGUGUCCACGGAUGUCGAGGGUCUCAUGUACGAGCACGCCAAGUCGCUCGGUAUCACUCUCAUUACCAUUUCCCACCGCCCCUCUCUCCUCAAGUAUCACAACCGCCACCUGCGCCUCGGCGAACCGACGCUGCACCCUUCCCUGUCCACUGCGAACCUGCAGAGCGCUCUCGGAACCCCCUCGACCCCCCUGGCUUCGCAGGGAUGGCAACUCACAACGCUGUCGUCGGGGACACACGAGGAGAAGCUCGAGCUCGACAAGGAGAUUGAGCGUCUCGAGCGCAUGCUUGGCAACGAUGUUGGAGAGUGGGAGAAGCGUCUGGAGGAAGUGAACCGUGAGUUGCGCGGAGAGGCACCUCUAUAG